AAAGAAAAUGGGCGUUGCUUAUGUCAUUCACGAGUAAAAUGAUAAGAAGGACAAGCAAGAGACAAGAUUUUGACGGCUAACGUCAUACAGAAAGCUGUCUUGCUUCGGAUCUAAGUGUGUGUGUUUCUGUCUAUAGGGACUCCAGCUGAAAGACGAACCGACGCCGAAUCUUUUGGAUAUAAAAAGACCUAUACAUGGACUUGUCAUGAAAAGACCAGAAACUGAUUUAUCGUAAGGCCUCUGGCAUUCUCUCCAUCUUCCUUUCAUUCUUUCUUUUAAAACCCAGCAUAAUGAUGCGUAAGUACAGUUCAGUGGGUGCAUUGUUGGAGCUGGACUACUUGCCCUGGGGACAGGUGGAUAGAGAUAGGACCCUGGGCACUUCGGAUGAUGAUGAUGAUGAUACGGUUGGGGCCUCAGCAUCCUAUCCUUGCACCCCAGAUGCAAUGUCGGGAGGUGAUGGAAAGGGGGGGCUUAACAGAGAUCACAGCAUUAGUGUGGAAAACCUGGUCGGCUUGGAGAAAGAAUCUGGUUUACUGGGGGUUACGAACCUGAAUGAUAGCUUUAAAGCUUACAGUGACAGCCAGCUAGCUCCUAAUGCCAAAGGCAGCUUUGGGAGUAUGGGAAAGUGUGAUACCAUACACUCUUCGUCAUCCUCACUGAAGUCUAACCAUAUGUCCAACUCCCCAAAACCUCAUUAUCACCGACAGCAAGCUCGGGCCAAACUGGCUGCUGCUAAAAUACACCUUAAAAGUUUGUUUGGACAGGGUUCACCGAACUCCUCGCAUUCAAAUUUGACAAGUGCAGAGCAGAGAGACAACAUAACCAGUGCUAAAGAGAGGCGGUCCCGAAAGCCUUUCCUCAGGCAGUGGAGUCAGGUGGGCCACGCCAAAGCUCAACUCAGCAGGAAGGAGAUGGAAAAUUGGGCCAACUCCCUUGAUGCUUUGCUGGACAGUAGAGUGGGAGUCACAGUCUUUGAAGCGUUCCUGCGAUCCGAGUUCAGUGAUGAAAACCUGCAGUUCUACUUGGCCUGUGAGCAGUACAGGCAGUCGUCCAACAAAUUCAGCCUGCAUAGGAGGGCAAAAAUGAUUUCUGAGACUUACAUCCAGCCAGGUGCUCCCAGAGAGGUGAAUCUGGACAGUAAGACGAGAGAACUGACCAUAGAGCUCCUCAAAGCCCCCUCUCACAAUUCCCUCUCACAUGCCCAAAAGCGUGUGAAAUCCCUCCUGGAUAUGGACUGUUACCCUCGUUUCCUCCAGUCGGAGAUCUACUUCCAACUACUGAAGGAUUCGUACUAGAACAAGAUUGGACGGAGUGUCCAAUAAGAGCGAGGUUGUCCUAAAACUGUACAGACAUCAUGCCUGGACUGUAUGACAGGAGACAGCAAACACUUUUGAUGAAAACAAUAAUCGUAACUACUGAGGACCGUUUCAGUUAGAUAAAAAGGGAUGAUGCGAUUGUCUUGAACUUGAAUGCGUCUAAAAGGUAUUGCUAUGGGGAUUGAGGUGCUAACAUUUUACAAGUUUGAUUUGGGCUUUUCUCAGUAGCUAGACUGAAAACAUUACAGGCAGAUAAAGACGACUAAAUGGCGUGUUGACAGGCAACAAAGGGAAAACACGUCUGGCAAGAAUGGGCUGUUCAGUGAAAGGCCCAAGCACUCAUUGGGUGACAUCAGGGUCAAACCAUUUUCUGACUCAAGACUUAUUUCUAAAGUUAAAUGAAUAUGUAAACAAAACAUCGAGAUCCCACUGACAAAAUUAAAAAAGGGAGUUAUCUAAAUAAGCAAUAUGAACACAUUUACUUCUUUGUACACAAAAAAACUUCUUUUUAGUCUUUACAGAUGGCCAGUUCUUUAUUGGUAAAAUAUUUUAAACCUUGUGCAUUAGCAUAGUGGUGUAGUGGUUACAGAUUUCACAUUUCAGCUGUACACAUUCAUUCAUUUGAAGAAAAUGUGACAAAGAAAUGGAAAUCAAAAGUCUGCCACUAAGUUUGGCCCAAUGAUUUGAGUUUUUUUUUUUCUUAAAUCAAGUAGUGUGAACUUUGUUUGUUUUGUUGUUAACUGUAGAAUUUGUGAAUGUGAAUUGAAUGUCACACAUACUGAAGUUGUGAAAUGUGGCCUGUUGACAGGUUUAAAAUGUGGAACCUGCUUAAACAGGAAUGGACGCCAGCACUUAAACCAUUCCAGUAAGCACUCACACAUUUGUAAGGCUUCAAGGAAAUUAUCCGAGAAGCACUAUAGUCUUAUUACUGUGCACCAACACCAAAUACACAUUCAAAAUCACCUCAUAAAAAUGUCCACUUGAACAUCCAAGAGGGAACUUUUUUUGAAAUGGAUAUUCCAGCUGAA
Molecule: messenger RNA, 2344 nt
Organism: Pimephales promelas (fathead minnow)
Lineage: Eukaryota; Metazoa; Chordata; Actinopteri; Cypriniformes; Leuciscidae
Source: RefSeq, a predicted model, not a curated record